AUGAAUUAUUUUUUUGGUGGCAUUAAUACACCUGACCCAAAGGUUUCAGCAAAAUCUCAACUCCGGGAUUUAUUUAAAGUGGAUACUAGGGGAAAUCACUGGAAUAUCAUGAAUGUGGGUCCAAAUACACCGCCAGGAAGAUUUCAUCAUACUGCUACAAUUCUUUCUGAUGAAAGGAUGUAUGUAAUUGGAGGGUAUUCUGUAGACAAGUUAGCAGACAUGAAUGAAAUUUACGUUUAUGAUACGAUAGAAGAAAAAUGGAGUGUUCAGACCGCAGUUGGUACUUUACCUUUGGCACGCAGAGAUCAUACCGCAGUAGGAACGCAUGACGGUAAAGUGAUAAUAUACGGCGGUGUUAACCAAGAUUUUACUAGAAUAUUUGAUGAUAUUGCAAUUUUGGAUACAACCAAACAACCUUAUACUUGGAAAGUUUAUAAGGCAAACGGCGUCAUACCACCAGCAAGAUAUUCGCAUACGGCUACGAUCAUUGGAACUAAUAUGUUGAUUGCAUUUGGGUAUUUGGCAGAUAAUAUUGCAGAUAAUAAUAUAUAUGUCCUUGAUACAAACACGUACACAUGGAAAGAAAAUUACACCCCAGAAAAUUUAGAAUUUACAAAAACAACGCUUUCAAUUUCAAAGCCCUCAAUAUCGACAGUAACGACACAUGGUACUGACGGAGUUAAAUUAUUGUUUAUUUUGUUGGUUGGUGUUGGUUUAUUUUGGUUUUACAACAGACAAAGACGACGCCGUAUUAUAAUUUUAUAA
Messenger RNA from Funneliformis caledonium, 765 nucleotides. The record is from the annotation of a GenBank genome assembly. NCBI's taxonomy places the organism in Eukaryota, Fungi, Glomeromycota, Glomeromycetes, Glomerales, Glomeraceae.